Messenger RNA from Venturia canescens, 789 nucleotides. RefSeq lists its product as uncharacterized. Bases 309 to 698 code for a protein of 129 amino acids. Lineage: Eukaryota; Metazoa; Arthropoda; Insecta; Hymenoptera; Ichneumonidae. The record is from RefSeq and is marked provisional. The transcript has a single exon.
AGAAUGAAAAAUAGUAACUCGAAAAUAAUCAACGGUACAAAAAUACUAAAGCGAUCCCACUGUUCAUACCUGGACAAAACUAUUAUUUGGUUCUGCAAUAACAGAUAUAUACUCGUAAAUAUUUGAAUCCACUGAAGAAAAGUCACUUAUCGCAGUUAUGAGGAUGAACAGCAGCGACCACCGGUGGAUGAGGCUGGAUCGAAGAGCGACAACGGAAAUUUGAGUGGAGGCUUGAGCUUAUAAAAUUAACAUUGCAGUAAAAAUAGUAUAUUUUAUAAACAUAUCGCAGUUUCUGAGCUUCAUCAAAAAUGGCCUCGAAGAAAUUGCUUUCCGACCGUUUACUCUCUGUAAUCGUUCCUGCAUGUACUGAUCUCGGAAAUUCCAUUAAGUUUUCCACAAUGACCUUGAUUGUGAUGAUUGGAAUUGCUUUGGUUCUAUUCAUAAUUAUGGCAUUAUACAAUUGGGUAAGAGAUGUGCACGCCGUCAAUUAUAAUGAUCAGGUCGAAAGAGAGAAGGAGCACAAAAAUAUUAUGACCAUUUUGUCAGGACCCGCCACCAUCCUCGUGGCGGCAGCAUUGAUAAUUGGAAUCACCACUCAUGCGGGUUGGCACUCCUCAUCAACGAAAAGGUUGGCUCCGCUUUGCAGUGGGUUGCGGCAAGCAUUCAUCCGGCAAACGGUGGCGGCCUCAAACCAAUAAGCAGCAUACAAAUCAUCGUUGAAUCGUUGUACGAAUCAAUAAAUGCAACAGCAGUAAGAUGUAUGGACUGGAGGAUGAAAUAUUCAUUUUU